This is a messenger RNA of Phytophthora infestans T30-4, 1418 nucleotides long. RefSeq lists its product as uncharacterized. Gene Ontology annotation, molecular function: nucleotidyltransferase activity. The coding region runs from base 84 to 1418 and encodes 444 amino acids. Lineage: Eukaryota; Oomycota; Peronosporomycetes; Peronosporales; Peronosporaceae. The transcript has 5 exons. The record is from RefSeq and is a predicted model, not a curated record.
CAAGCCGAGAACGCUGCUAUCUUUGGCUCCUUCAUCGCGUCUUGCUGCUCUCCGCUCACUUCCGAAGCACUCGCCACGUCGGCAUGAACCCCAGCAAUCCGUUCCAAGACCCUUCUGUGCUACGCGCACAGGCACCGCCCUCGCCUGGCAUGAAUUUUUCGACCAUCUCGCCUCCCGAGCCCGUGUCAACUGUGGGCGGAGCCGCGCCGGCCUCGUACCAGGCGCCCGGUGCCCCGCGUCAAAAUCUGAUGGACGAGAUCGGUGCUCAGAUCAAGGCAACCAACAGUCAGACGAUCAUCAAGGUAAUGCGCGUACUGAAUCUGGUACUGGCCACGGCAACCAUAGCGGUGGGAGUUCUCGCCUGGAUCUUUGGCCAGGUGGACACGUUUCAAAGGGUCAUUGCGGGCAUCUACAUCAUUAUGUUUGGAGCGCUGCUGCUAGCGUUUGAGCUGCGCACCGAGAAGGUGGACGUGAUCCUGCGCAAGAACUUUGGCUUCAUGUAUGGCAACAAGACACGCACCGUCUUCCUCGUCUUUAUUGCGAUCUGGCCGUUGUCGAUGGGCAACUUCUGGCUGACGAUUCUGGACGCCGUGCUGCUGUUCCUCAACGCCUUCUUCAACUACUUUGUCAUCUCUCAGCACCCAGCAUUCUCCACAGUGCCGCCCGUGUACGACCCCAAUCAGGCACAGGCUGCAUACGCGCCCACACCACACAUGAAUGUCAAGGAGGAGCGCAAGAAGGCUCGCUUAAACCGCCGGAAGAUCGCGGCUAAAGCAGAGCGUGAUGCGCUGGCUCGAGAGCAGGAGGCUGUGCGUGUGGCAGCUAUCAGUCGCAGUCGCCUGCGUCGUCUGCCGCCGUGGCUGCCCACUUUGCCGUCCACCAACUCGGAAGAUGUUGCUGUACUGCGAGAUCUGAACGACGUCACGAGACCCGUAGCGUUACGCGUAGGCCAGGAGAUGACGCGCUAUUGCACCUACACGCAACGUGUGGUAGACGAAGCUCGGCAACACAUUGACGCGGCAAUUGCACACAUCACGGAGGGCGUGCGCAAGAUCUGGCCUCACGCUUCGGUCACGUGCUUCGGCUCGUAUUCCACGGGCCUGUGGCUGCCAUCCAGUGAUGUUGACGUUGUGGUUAUGGGUCUUUCUAACUCCGAGGACCGAGACGUCCCUACAAGAUUCCUUCCGGAUGGAGUAAAAGAGCUCGAGCAAUUGGCGAGGCAACUGCGACCGCAGAAAAGUUGGGUGCAGCGUGUGGAUGUCGUAAGGGGUGCCAAGGUCCCUGUGGCUAAAGUCAUCUUACGUCGUGGCAGUCAGAAGGAAGGAGAGAACUCGGCGCUACUCCGAGUGGAUGUAUCGAUCGAGAACGUUCAAACGAGCCACGGGAUGGAGGCCAGCAAGCUCGUGCGCCAUUUUUGA